AUGUGCACUCGUAUUAUUUGCAUCACCACUUAUCCGAAACUUAUCACCUUCGCAAACGUCCCCAACCACUCUCUCACUUCACUCUCUCCUUUGGACACAUUCUCCUUUAUUAGGGGUGCAUCACUGUCAGGUGUCUGCCAAGGGCUAAUCAAAGACUUGGAUAUCACAGGUCUUGGUAGUGAUGCGAAAGGUUCAUCCUGGGUGACCUUGUUCACUUUCGUUGCUCUCCUGGUAUCAGCAAUAGCACAAGCAGCGAACCACUCCAUCUCCCUCUACAAUACUAUCAUUGUUUUAUAUUUUUGCUACCUUCAACUCAUUUGCAAGCUCAUGCUAGUCAUUGGAUCCAUGCAGAAGAGAAGUAUGGGGGCCCCAGUGUCCGAGGUUGGCCUCCCUGCAAAGGUGGUCUUUCGUUACCACAUUGGUCUUGGCAUGGCUUCAGGCUUUAUGUUUGGUCUUCAGAAGGGAGCUUUCAGCGACUGGUUUGGGGCGGUAUCCCUUGUUUUCUUCGGUAUCAGUGCUAUGGUGAUUCUAAGUGUCCCAGUGAUUACACUCGCAGGAGUUGGUUUUCUCUUGGUAUUCUUGAUCAAAGCCUUCCAUCCGCUCAUUGGCUCAUACUGCCUUUCAGCUGGCCCACGCACUUCCUUCAUAAAAAUCCUCUUUGUAAAUAUCUACAUCAUGUUCUGUUUUGUCGUCCAAUGGAUUUACGUGGUCAUGACUAUUGAGCAAACUAUUCAGCGGAAUCCAGUCAUCCAUAAUGGCCCACAGUUUCCGAUUACAUUUGGCCAGAACUCCGAAUGGUCAUCUCAGACCUGCGUUCACCUUCAAUGUUUGCCUCCUCUCCGUCCUGCAAUGUCUGUCGAGAAGUUGAGACUAAUGUGCCUUCUCUGGCCAGAUGACAAGCCUGAUGAACACAUUGUUGAGGUCGAACUAGAUAACAACUGGACUGUCGCCUUUCUCAAGGACAUGAUCAAAGACAACCAUGCCCAUGGUCUUGCUGACGUCGAUUCCUGCAAUCUCGUCCUCUGGAAGUGCUCCUGUAUUCCUGAUGAUGAUAAUCUAGAACAAACCUUGAAAACUCUUCAGUUCGAUGGUUCUGAUGAGCGCCUUGUUCGCCUCACCUCCACCCACCAACAAAUUUCUCAAUAUUUCAGGGAUCAAGACUUAUCCAAGGAACCCAUCCACAUCCUUGUUGAGUUACCUGCAUUUGAGUCUCCACCUCCGAGUCACAAAGAACUUUGUAUUACAUCGCCGUCUCCUGACCUGCCAUGUUCUGCAAUGCUUCUUGGUCAGUACAUCCGUGUUCAAGAACCCAAUGUGCGUGUUAUUUGGACUGGUGGAUGGAAGCUUGAUGAUGUGGCAGAGUGCAGGGGAUGGUAUUCUUACCUCAACAAGCGAAAUGGGUGGAUACCAGGUGAGGGCACUGUGUUUAUUUUUGAUGAAGCACAAGAGUCGUACAAGGACAUGGAACUCUGGAACGAGUUGUUCAAAGGCAUACAUGACUACCCUGAUCAUCGCGCCAUUGCCUUCAUGAGUUAUGGCAGUCCAGCUUCAUUCAUCGACAUACAAGGCACUCGAUUUUACAUCGCAUCUACAGCGAGGGUCAGUUUACUUCCCACUGCCCACGAGGACAAUCUCCCAGCUGUGGGUCUCCUUUUCACCCCUGUGGAGUUUGACGAGCUUGUUUCAAAGAACUAUCCAGACUCAGACUAUCACUUCCAUCCUUCUUUCCUCAACAUGGUCUUUGAGAUUACCGAGGGACACGUGGGGGCAAUGUAUUCCUUCCUGAACAUUAUUCUUGGAUCUAACUCAUACCAUGAACUCAAACACUCUGGACAAUGUUACACUUGGGAGCUAUUUCAGAAAACGGUCAGUCCAACCUGGUUCUUGCAACAGUUUGAAAGUGCAGCCUCCAGCGUAUUCAGGAGGGGACUGCCUCCAGAUGACGAUCUCAGGGUGCCAGCUGUCGCUUGUGUCCUUUCCUUGGUUCUUUGUACAGGUUCUGUGCAGGAUGCCAACUUCACUACUGAAGACAACAGCAGUGCACUUCAGCUAUGUUUUAGCAAAGGUUGGCUUCACACCGACAACAUUGACAACAAAACCAAGUACUUUUUCCUGUCGUCACUUCAUCGCUGGUAUAUAGAAUGGAAGCUGUGUGGCAUCUUGGAUACAACCUUCCACACAGACAAUGAUAUUCUAGACUUUGUGAUCAAUGUGAUUUCUGUAUUCUCAUCACAAAUGCUUUCGACAACACAGAGAGUUAGCGCCGCUGGUCAUGUUCAACGUCUACCUGGAGCUCAAUACCAGGAUGAAUUUUACCAUUGCUGUCACACUCAUUCCAAUGGCUUGCUUGUCACCUUCCCCAUAUUUGGUACAGCCAAAGAGCGGGUCAAAUUUUACAUUCCUGCUAAACAAUGGGGGGUGGAACUUCUGCGAGAUGAUGACCAGAUUGCACAACAUUCUGGGCAGUUUUCAUUCCAAACUGGGUCCUAUGGAACCUCUCUUUCUCUGACAGACCACAUUAUCCUCGAUUACCAUACAACCCAACCCAAAUCAAGUGAAGAUUCUAGACAAUGA
This is a messenger RNA of Laccaria bicolor S238N-H82, 2574 nucleotides long. RefSeq lists its product as uncharacterized. The coding region runs from base 1 to 2574 and encodes 857 amino acids. The transcript is spliced from 11 exons. The record is from RefSeq and is a predicted model, not a curated record. Lineage: Eukaryota; Fungi; Basidiomycota; Agaricomycetes; Agaricales; Hydnangiaceae.